UGAAAUAAAAUGGAAUUAUAUGAUUCAUCUAUUUGGCAUAGAGUGUCAGUUGGUUGUCAUUCAUUAAUACAACGAAUUGAAAUAUUCUUAUACCAUAUUUCUCUUCUGAUAGGAUAUAAUUAUACGAUAUCAAAGAAAGGAUGGGUCAUCACGUAAGCACGCUAGUUUCAAGUUUGGGGAGAUUUUUCGAAUAUCCUGUAAAAAGGAAACCCAUCUGUUUCUAUAGACAGGAGGAUUUCACAGCCACCGGAGAACCUCAAAGGAAAGUGUCUGACCUUCCAAAGGUAGCGAUGACUGACUACGACAAACUGGUGGACCAGUUCUACAAGAGACUAGCUGAACAACGUCAGUAUAACCAAGAAAUGAAAGAGCAGGAUCGCCGGUGGAGCAUUCAGAAGGUGGUGCGUCGAUUCCCCGGCUGGAACGAGGUCACCAUCGCCAAUCUGCACAGCCUGUUCCUGCUUUUCGACAAUCAAUCUAAUGGCAUGCUUGGAUUUGAUGAUUUUUGUGCAGUUUUAGAGAGCUUGGGUGACGAAUCCACAAUGGAGGUCAGAAAAGACAAGUUCAACUUGGCAGACACGGAUAACGACGGAUGGGUUACUUAUGAUGAAUUUUUAUCGCUCGUGUAUAACUUCAGUCCGGCAGAGGAAGGCGACCUGGCGGGACUGGCACGACUCUGCAACGAAGUGGCCGACAACAUACAGUUCGUGAGCAACCUCACCGUUGGAGAACAACUCGAGUAUGGCUUGUUCUGACUUGACAUUAAUUAUAUUACGUUGUGCUACUAAUGU
This is a messenger RNA of Bicyclus anynana (squinting bush brown), 791 nucleotides long. RefSeq lists its product as uncharacterized. The coding region runs from base 141 to 755 and encodes 204 amino acids. The transcript is spliced from 5 exons. The record is from RefSeq and is a predicted model, not a curated record. Lineage: Eukaryota; Metazoa; Arthropoda; Insecta; Lepidoptera; Nymphalidae. Gene Ontology annotation, molecular function: calcium ion binding.